Molecule: messenger RNA, 896 nt
Organism: Raphanus sativus (radish)
Lineage: Eukaryota; Viridiplantae; Streptophyta; Magnoliopsida; Brassicales; Brassicaceae
Exons: 1
Coding region: 41-763 (240 amino acids)
Source: RefSeq, a predicted model, not a curated record
UCUCUGUAACAACCUACUUCGCCGCCGAUUCAAUUCUCCGAUGGCAACCUCAAGCCAUCUCCUCCUCCUCUUCCUUAUCUCCACCGUCUCAUUUCUCACUCCCGCCGCUUUCCUUCCCUCCCUCACGCCGCGAGAUCAGCAACACGCAGACAGAAUCAUCCAAGCGAUGAUCGGAGCCGGCGAGUUCCGCGACUGGGCCGCCGAUUUCCUCUCCGCCGUCGACGACCAGUUCGGAAUCCCCCUCUCCGCCACCAUCUUCAUCCCCAGCGACUUCGACGCCGCCGGCAUCUCCUCCUCCUCCUCCUCCGACGGCGGCGAAACCAGCACCGGUCAUCUCUCCGUCGCCUACCACAUCGUUCCUCAGCGACUCUCCUUCGCCGACCUCCGUAUCUUGCAGCCUCUCUCUCGCCUCCCGACUCUCCUCCCCGGAAACUCCAUCGUCGUCACCAACAACUCCGUUUCCGAUUUCACCGUCGACGGCGUCCUCGUCUCCGAGCCGGAUCUUUUCCUCUCUUCUUCGAUCGCGAUCCACGGUGUCGCCUCGCCGCUUGAUUUCUCUCGUUACGGAGGAGACUUCGAAAACGUUGGUGGUGAUACUGCUUUGGCCGAUAGUCUCCGCCCUUUGUCUCAGCGCCGUCGUCGUCGUCGUCAACGUCUUCCUGAUGGAUUCGACUACAAUCGAACCUCUGCUUCUUCCGUCUCCGUCGCACAUCUCUCGACAAGCUCCUUCUUCUUGCUCCCGUUGGCUAUGGCUCUGUUCUGACUCUUGCAUUUUUCACUUUUAGUCCUUGAACUUUUCUAAUUUUCAAGAUUCUGUACAUAAUAUUUUUCAGUUUUAGUCCUUGAAGUUUUCUAACUUUCAAGAUUUUGUACAUAAUCUUUGUAACUCGAGCUUG